This is a messenger RNA of Penicillium manginii, 267 nucleotides long. Its product is annotated as NADH dehydrogenase [ubiquinone] 1 beta subcomplex subunit 3. The transcript has 2 exons. The record is from RefSeq and is a predicted model, not a curated record. Lineage: Eukaryota; Fungi; Ascomycota; Eurotiomycetes; Eurotiales; Aspergillaceae. Bases 1 to 267 code for a protein of 88 amino acids. Gene Ontology annotation, biological process: electron transport chain; mitochondrial respiratory chain complex I assembly. Gene Ontology annotation, cellular component: mitochondrion.
AUGCCUGCCCGGAACGUUACCGGCUUCGAUAUCACUCAGCUCAAGGCUGCGGCCCACCCCAACUCCAUUUGGGCCAAGCGCGACCCCUGGGCUCGCAAUGAGGCCUGGCGCUAUUCCGGUCCCUUCAGCCGCUGGAACCGAUUCAAGGGUCUUUUCCCCGGUCUCGGUAUCGCCACUGUCGCCUUCACUGCCUACUGCGCAUACGAGCACUUCUUCUUGAAGGAUGACCACCACGGUGACGCCCACCACGGCGAGGCCCACCACUAA